ACGCCGGGCCCGGGGACGCGGAGACCGGGAAGUCGUGGGUUUCGCCGCCGACGGACGGCCGUGAGCCGGAUCGCGGGCCGAGCUCGGAGCUGGUGCGGUCAUGGCCGACUACUGGAAGUCACAGCCAAAGAAAUUCUGUGAUUACUGCAAGUGCUGGAUAGCAGACAAUAGGCCUAGUGUUGAGUUUCAUGAAAGAGGAAAGAAUCACAAGGAAAAUGUGGCCAAGAGGAUCAGUGAGAUUAAGCAGAAAAGCUUGGAUAAGGCAAAGGAAGAAGAAAAGGCCUCCAAGGAGUUUGCUGCCAUGGAGGCAGCUGCCCUGAAGGCAUACCAAGAGGAUCUGAAAAGGCUUGGCUUAAAGUCAGACAUUUCAGAGCCGAGUCUGUCACCAGUGGGGAGCACUGUGCAGCCCACCUCCACAUCCAAUCAGCAGAAAGAGAAGAGAACAAAGAAGAAAAAGAAAGAAGCACCGAAGGGCAGAUGGGUGGAAGGCGCCACGGCUGACGGCCACUCUUACUAUUACGAUCUGAUCACAGGAGCAUCUCAGUGGGAGAAACCAGAAGGAUUUCAAGGGAGCUUAAAAAAGACAUCAGCAAAGGCCAUUUGGGUAGAAGGUUUAAGUGAAGACGGUUAUACCUAUUAUUAUAAUACAGAAACAGGAGAAUCCAAAUGGGAAAAGCCUGAUGAUUUCAUUCCACACACUGGUGAUGUGCUUUCUAGUAAGGACAAUGAAAAGUUACCUGACACCUUAGAAGAAUCCAAAUCAUCAGAUUCUCACAGUGAUUCUGAUGGCGAGCAGAAGAAAGCAGAAGAGGCCCCUGUAGAAACAAAGAAGCUAGUAAUCAAGUUUAAGGAAAAAAAUAAAAGUACUGAAAAAAGAACUGACCCAGAAAUACAAAAAGAAAAGAGUACCCCAAAACAGAAUUCAUCAAAUACAAAUGAAGAAAAACCCAAAACACUUAAGAAAUCGACAAACCCUUAUGGGGAAUGGCAAGAGAUUAAACAGGAGGCAGCAGCGCAGGAAGAGGUCGAUUUGGAACUUCCAAGCACUGAAAGUGAAUGUCUAUCAGAAGCUAGUGCUGGAGAAAUCAAAGUGGUAUUUAAAGAAAAAACAGUCUCCUCUCUGGGAGUUGCAGCAGAUGGAGUGGCCCCUGUCUUUAAGAAGAGAAGACUUGAGAAUGGAAAGUCUCGGAAUUUAAGACAGCGAGGUGAUGAUGAGUAACUGUGAAAAGCCUUGGGCACAGGCAACGUGCCCUUUCCGAGCUUCCCUGUGUGUUCCAGUACGGUAGUGCUGCAGUUCACAUUUAUGCUGAUUGUAUUUUAUGUGAAUUAAAAUAAAUCUUUUUUCAUGUGAAAUUUAUUUUUGUUCCUUAAAUGGAAGCCUACAACAUUGCAUUGUAAUACAGUGUAUUAUGUUCAAUGUCUAAAAUUGCUAAUUAUAUGAUAAUUUAAGAUGCUAUGUAUCUGUUAUUUAAAACAUGGGGAAGACCCUUGCUCUGUUCUUACUCAUAAACGUCUAUUUAUUCUGCA
This is a messenger RNA of Psammomys obesus (fat sand rat), 1527 nucleotides long. It is a transcript of the gene Wbp4, whose product is annotated as WW domain binding protein 4. The transcript has 10 exons. Gene Ontology annotation, cellular component: precatalytic spliceosome; nucleus. Gene Ontology annotation, molecular function: zinc ion binding; RNA binding; protein binding. Lineage: Eukaryota; Metazoa; Chordata; Mammalia; Rodentia; Muridae. The record is from RefSeq and is a predicted model, not a curated record. Gene Ontology annotation, biological process: mRNA splicing, via spliceosome. Bases 101 to 1219 code for a protein of 372 amino acids.